AUGGCCGAUAAAAUUUUUCGUAUCUAUCUAUCUAUCUAUCUUAGCCCUGUUCAUUAUCUAGCUAUCUCGUUCAGCCUGUUCCUUAUCUCUCUCUCUGUCUCGACCUGUUCAUUAUCUAUCUAUCUAUCUAUCUAUCUAUCUAUCUAUCUAUCUAUCUAUCUAUCUCACCUGUUCCUUAUCUCUCUCUCUCUGUCUCGACCUGCUCAUUAUCUAUCUAUCUAUCUAUCUAUCUAUCUAUCUAUCUAUCUAUCUAUCUUAAGCCGAUCCUCAUACCAGGCCUUUCCUAUCUAUCUAUCUAUCUAUCUAUCUAUCUAUCUAUCUAUCUAUUUUAGCCCUGUUCAUUAUCUAGCUAUCUCGUUCUGCCUGUUCCUUAUCUCUCUCUCUGUCUCGACUUGUUCAUUAUCUAUCUAUCUAUCUAUCUAUCUAUCUAUCUAUCUAUCUAUCUAUCUUAAGCCGAUCCUUAUACCAGGCCUCAAUGUCUACUUUAAAUCUAUAUAUCUACAUCAGUUCAUAUCUAUCUAUCUAUCUAUCUAUCUAUCUAUCUAUCUAUCUAAGCCCUGUUCAUUAUCUAUCUCGUUCAGCCUGUUCCUUAUCUCUCUCUCUCUGUCUCGACCUGCUCAUUAUCUAUCUAUCUAUCUAUCUAUCUAUCUAUCUAUCUAUCUAUCUAUCUUAAGCCGAUCCUCAUACCAGGCCUGUCAAACAUGCAACUGUCGUCCGCGGCUGGGAGCGGGCAUGCUCUACAUUAAUGCAAGCAAUGUUUACUUUAAAUCUAUAUAUCUACAUCAGUUCCUAUCUAUCUAUCUAUCUAUCUAUCUAUCUAUCUAUCUUAGCCCUGUUCAUUAUCUAGCUAUCUCGUUCAGCCUGUUCCUUAUCUCUCUCUCUCUGUCUCGACUUGUUCAUUAUCUAUCUAUCUAUCUAUCUAUCUAUCUAUCUAUCUAUCUAUCUAUCUAUCUUAAUCUAUCUAUCCUUAUAUCUAUCAGGCCUUUCAUAUCUAUCUAUCUAUCUAUCUAUCUAUCUACCUGUUCCUUAUCUCUCUCUCUCUGUCUCGACUUGUUCAUUAUCUAUCUAUCUAUCUAUCUAUCUAUCUAUCUAUCUAUCUCCGUAACGUCGUCUGUUCAUAUCUAUCUAUCUAUCUAUCUAUCUAUCUAUCUAUCUAUCUAUCUAUCUAUCUAUCUAUCUUAA
Molecule: messenger RNA, 1182 nt
Organism: Acanthosepion pharaonis
Lineage: Eukaryota; Metazoa; Mollusca; Cephalopoda; Sepiida; Sepiidae
Source: the annotation of a GenBank genome assembly